AUGGAAAAUCACAAUGUGCAUUCGAUAGAUAUAAAGUCAGAAGACUUUGUUGUUUUAAUAGCAUUGCAAAGCUUACAAACAUUUAUAGUAACAGGAUAUGCAGCUAUUGAUAGUAAAAAAUUAGUUUUGGAUUUUAAAUAUUUAUGGACAGUAUUUCUUGGAACAAUAUUAUUUAUAUCAUCAUUAAUUAGUUUUGUUAUAAUUAGAGCAUUUAUAUAUUCAAAAAAUAGUAUAGGGAAAUAUGUAUUAGAAUUAUUAUUUUUUUUUAGUAUAGUAAUUACUUGCAUAUUAUCAAUCGUAUUUGAUUCUUUUAAAAUCUCAAAUAUGCAAUUAUUAUUUUUUGCAUUUUCUCUAACUGGAUAUUCUUAUUAUAAUUUAAUAACAUUAUUAUUUCUUAGUGUAUUAUCGGGUAUAAUAAUUCAAUACAAUUUAAUUAUAAGUGAAUUUAUGCUCAAUGCAAAAUAUCUACUUUUCAGUGAUAUAAUCUCAUAUACUUUACAAAUAAUAGGUGGACAUGCAUUGUAUUUUCGUAUGUAUAAAUUAUGUAACCUGAUUGUUAUGUCAAAAAGAAAUCCUUGCAAAUAUGUAGUCAUAUCAAAAGAAGUUAAAAAUUUAGAAGAACAAAUCUUUAAAAAAUUAAUAAAAUCAUAUAUUUGUAUUAAUUCAAAAACAUAUUCAGAUAUUUCAAGCAUAAAUAAUAAUAGCAGCAAUGAGCAUAAAUCUAUAAGAGGUGGUUUUCGUAAUCUCAAAUUUAAAUCACUAAAUACGAAAAGAGACAGUAAAUAUAUGAGAAAGUACAAAUUAUUAAAUAGUAAAAGUGAAUAUAGCAAAUUCAAUCAUACUAUUAGUUUUUCAAAAUAUUAUAAUACAAAGUAUUCUAAACUAUAUCAUAGUUCUAUAUCAAAAAACUCCAAUAUAUUUCCAUUAAAAAUUUAUUCAAAUAUUAAACAAUCAAAUAACUUACACACCUUUUUAUCGAAGAAAAUAAGUAACAAAUUUUUUAAAAAAAAAAAAAUUUCAAAAAUAAAUUUUGUAAACCAUUCUUCAUUUAAAACUGAUCAUAAACAUACCAUCAACUACAACAAGGCCAAUCCUAUCAAUAAUAUUGAUAUUAUCCCAUUUUAUGAUAAUUUAGAACAAUUUACAGAUAAAAAAUCUAUAAAACAUAAAAAAAAAAAAAAUAAUAAAGUUUCUCUCAAAAAAAAAGCUAGUAUAAUAAGUAGCUAUGAUUCUUUAAAUUCUUAUGCAAACCAAUCAAAUAAUGAAAAUCACGAAUUGGCAAUUCAAAUUAAAGAAUCGAGUACAGAAGAAAAUUUAUCACAAUAUAAUGAUAAGCACUCACUCGAAUCUUUGACAAAUCAUCAUUCAGCCAUUAAUAUAGAUGAUAAAAACAACCAAUAUGGAGUUCAUUUUUCGAAAAAGACAGAUAAAGAAUAUGAACAUAAGCAGGAUGAAUUAAUUACCUCAAAUGAAAAAACUACCAAAAGAGAUGCAAAACAAACAAAAAGCAAAUUAAUAGAUGAAAAUAUUAAGCAUAAUAAAGGCAAAAAAAAAGGUUCAAGUAAAAAUAUAUAUAUGGAAAUAAGUUCUGAUCAUUCAUACAACUCUAACUAUGACACACAAAAUGGAUAUGACAAUACAUAUUCCACUAAGGAAAAAGACAACAAAAUGCUUAACAAAAAUAGGCCCCAUAAUACACAUACAUAUAAUGAAAAAAUUGUGCAUCCACAUUUUAUUAAAUCGUCUGCAAUAAUUCCCACACAUGAAUACAAAACAGAAAUGGCUAAAAAUCAAAUAAAUCAUAUUCAAGAUUAUAAUUGCAAUAUUUUAUCAUGUAUUUAUCAUGAACAAAAUAACACUAUAAAUAACUUUCAUAUUAUGGAUAAAAAUAAAAAUAAUUAUACUCAUAAACAUUAUACAAUAUAUGAUCAACCAAACUCAGUAAAUAAACAAAGUGGUAAUAAUAAUUAUGAUGAUAUAACGGCUACCGAACAUACUAUUGAUAUAUUAAAUGCCCCAUCUCCUGGAGAACCUGAAUUAAUAGGAAACGAACAAAACUUAUCAAAAGAUGGAUUAUUUAAUUAUAAAACUAGCAAAGGAAGUAUAUUGAGGUAUAAAAACAAACAUUAUUUUAAUGAUGAAGAAUCAUAUAAAUUUAAAAAAUCUUUAGACAUUAAUAAUGAUGCCAAUUCAUAUAUAUAUCGAUCAAUUAGUUGCAACAUAAACAACUGCAACAGUAAUAAAAUUAUAAAAUUUACACAACCAUAUUAUAACAAAAAUGACGAACUAAAUUAUAUGAAUAAUCAUGGGUCUAAUUAUAAAUAUGAUAAAUCCAAAACAUUAAAACAACACCAAAUUAUGGAUAAAAUAAUAGAACUUGAUAUAUACAAUACUGAAGGCGGUGUGAAAAAAUAUAAUAAAAAAAGAAUAUAUUCUAUUGCAAAAAAAAAAACCAUAUUUUCAACCAAAAAAGGGAAAGCAUGUACUGCAAUAUUUCUUAAAAAUACAAAAAUUAAUUUACUAUUUAUUUAUAUUCCGAAAAUUUUUAACACAAUUUUAGAUGCAUCAAAAAAAACCUUUAUCAAUUUAAAAAAAAAAAAAAUAUUAAUGCAAAAUGCUAUAUGGAAAAAUAAAAUAUUUAUACCUGAAGCAAAUGCAGUUGGCUUAUUCAAAAAUCCAAACUUAGAACAAUGGUAUUUAUCAUGGAUGGAUGAAUUUAACAAAAAUAUUAUUAUCAGAACAUAUUUUAUGAAUAUAUAUUUAAUUAUAUAUAUUAUGUUAUUAGAUUUUAUUACAGCAUAUAAAUUAUAUAAUUCUAAUAUUAUACUUGACCCUUUAAAAAAAUCGAAUUUUUUAAAAUAUUAUAUUCCAAGAUCAAUUAUCAAUAUUUUCAUGUAUAUUUUUUACAUAUUUUUUAUCUCUAAAAUGAAGAAAAGACAACGUUGUAAUAUUAAAAAAUAUUAUAAUUCGACAUUACUAUUAUGUCUAACUAAAUUUAUUAUAACGUCUUUUGAUAUAUAUAUAGCUCUUACCUCUUUAAAAUAUUUUACAUCACCAUAUUAUAUAUAUAUGUAUAUACAUAUGCUAACUAUCCAAACCACUAUAUUGUUAAUAGUUAGAUAUCCUACACAAUAUUUUCUAUUCUUUAUUUAUAUCAUUAUGUUUAUUUCUUUAUAUUGCUCUUUUGCAAUUGUCAAAUCACUUAUGGAAUUUAGCUUUAUUAUCACAUGUAUAUCAUUUAAUAUAAUAUAUUCAUAUAUAUUAUGCUCAAGAGUAAUUGAAACAAACCGAAGAAUAUUAUUCUCAAAAUACGAGUUGCCAUAUAUAUUAUACCUGAAGGAAAUUGUACAUUGUUUAAGUACCAACCCGAGUUGGCAGUGCAACUAG
This is a messenger RNA of Plasmodium vinckei vinckei, 3387 nucleotides long. Its product is annotated as conserved Plasmodium protein, unknown function. The record is from RefSeq and is a predicted model, not a curated record. The coding region runs from base 1 to 3387 and encodes 1128 amino acids. The transcript has a single exon. NCBI's taxonomy places the organism in Eukaryota, Apicomplexa, Aconoidasida, Haemosporida, Plasmodiidae.